ACGUUGUAAACAGAGCCAACAGCUUCACGGAGGCCAAAGUGAAACAGCACUUUUUAAGAUGAACAGCAUAGAGUACGACCGGUUAGACAGUCUGGAGGGAUGGGUGGCCAUAAAGAGCAACAUAUUUGAGGAGAACGAGACGUUUAAGUUGGGUUUCAUCGUACAAUGGAAUGUCAUCGAGGGAAAAUUCGCUGUCACCUGCCACAACCGGACGCUUCAGCGGCAGAAACGCAAAGCCGAGGUCUCCGCCACUGUCUCCGGGGACUCAGAGAUGAGCUGGGCCGGCCUCUUCUCCCUCAGCGACUUGAAACACAUCCACCAGCAGUUCACAUGCGUGGCAGAGGUGCUGGGGGCCUACUUCCCGGAUUUGUCCGAGUUCGAGGAGGGCAACAUUUGGGACUUGCUCUUCCUGACUCGCAGGUCGGGUGCCGAGGACGACGAGGAGAGGGACUAUGACACCCCGUGUAGGAAGCUCGAAAAAUACUUCAGCACAGCCAUCGACAUCUGCGGUCGGAAGAUUGUCCUCGACACGUUGUUUACGCAGAAUGAGAGGGACGUGGAGGAGUACUUCGAAAACCUGCAGGAGUUCAAAAGGAAGACCAUGCAGGAGGAGAUGUCGAGGGGCAAGGGUCACCUGAAGCAGCUUCUGCAGAGUCACAGCGGCGCCGACCGAAUGGUUGCGCUGCUCAGCAUCUACGACGAGGAAGACGAGGCCUACCAGGACCUCGUCACUGUCGCCACCACCUUCUUCCAGUACCUGCUGCAGCCUUUCAGAGACAUGAGAGAGCUGGCGUGCCUUUACAAGAUGGAGAUCCUUAAGUCUUUGGAGUUUGAGGACUUGGGUCCUAAGAGAAUAGCAGCUCUGGAGAAGGAGGCGGAGGAGUGGAGGGCAAAAGCAGAAGACGCAGUCGCCUCAAUUCAGGACAUCACUGUCACCUACUUUGCACAAACUUCAAAAGCUUUGGCCGGUAUGGUAAAACAGAUGGAGGAAGAUAAGUGUCGCUUCGGACCCGCUGCCUGGGCGUCCGCGGCUCCCAGACUGGAGAAACUUCGCUUCCUGUUGGCCAAGGAAACCCUGCAGCACAUGAGAGCUAUGGAGAUGUGCCUCAACCGCAAGAAAGCCAGCAUCAGAGAAAGGCUGGGGAGCCUGUCGGGGAAAGGGCAGGCCCGGAAAGCUGAUUCCAGGUCCGCCUUCGAGGACGGCCAGCAGCGGGACACGGUGGACCAGCUGGAACUGCAGUUCUACGAAACCCAGCUAGAGCUAUACGACACCAAGUUUGAGAUCCUGAAGAACGAGGAGCAGCUGCUGGUGGCUCAGAUAGACACCGUGCGACGGCAGAUUAAAGAACUGAAUGAGGAGGUGGUCUACUACGAUGUGUGUGAAGAUCCAGAAGAGCUGCAGAGCAUGGUCCACACCGGUCCUCAGCAAGCAAACUCCCCAGCUGUCAAAAAGCUCAAAAGACACCUGCAGACCUUGGAGACCAAGAGAGGCAACAUCUGCUCCCGGAGAGCUUAUCUGCGCAACAAAAAGGAUCAGUGUAUGGAGGCCCACGAGCAGAAGCACCUGGCCGCCAAACAGACCUCCAUAGUCUUCAACCAGCAUCAUCAGGUCCACCUGAAACGAGAGAAGAGGAAAGAGGAGGAGCAGAGGAGGAAACAGUGGGUGGACCAAGAGAGAGAGAAGACUCUGAGCAGAUUACGAUCCUUCAGAGAGAAGCGACAGGGUCAGUACAUCCUGAAGACUUCUCAGUCCAUGAUGUCUUCCACAGAAGUGCCGUGUCCCUCCCAGCCGCUGUCCAUCAUCAGCCUGGGCCCCUCCCCCGAAGGACCGCCCUCCUCCAUCCGUCCCGCGCCCAGACGAAGCAAAGCGUCCAAAAAGCAGAAGCCUAAAGACAUCCCUGUCCAGAUCUUUGCCGCGCCGCCGCCAACUCCUCCACAGACAACCUGCCCCACCGCUCAUCCUCCUCCUCCUCCUCCACCACCACCUCCACCUCCGCCACCCCCACCGCCUCUGCCUCCCGCUGUACCCCCUCCACCUCCACAAGCUUCGCCCUCCUCCGAGGACAAACCAAUGCCUCUCAGUGACAAAUGCGACCCUCCUUUUCCCGCCAAGAACACGCUGAAACAAAACCUAGGAACGAUGGACGAAGUGUUGGCCUCACUGCAGCGUGGACAGAUCAGGCUUCGAAAGGUCCCGGCCGCUUCGACGGAGGCUCCUGCUCAGGACACGAGGAGCAGUUUGAUGUCCGCCAUUCGACAAGGAGUCACGCUGAAGAAGGUGGUUCCUGCUCGAGCCGAGGUCCCGAACAGCGGCGACAACGAGCUGGAGCGCAGCAUCAAAGCCGCCAUGAUGAGGAUGAAGAAGGUGGCGGCCGACUCAGACGAGGAAGAGGACAGAGGUGACGAUGAGACACAGAGUAUGGACUGGGACAGCUGAGGACACGCACACAGACACACACACACUGAUGAAGCUCCUCAAAUUAACCCUCCUCUGUUUUCUUCACGGUUGUGAGCUACAGCUUAUGUCGCUGCCAAACGUUCACCUAAAAGCUGCUUCACUGACGAGGACGGGAUUACGCCUCUUCUGACUUCAACGUUGUCCCGCGGUAAUCGUAUUGAUUGAAGAAGAAAAAAAAAUGUAACGCAUCCAAAACAGUUGAGUUGAGCUGAGUGAAUGAGGCAUUGUCAUUAAAAAGCAGAGCCAAGCGGUUCUAAUCUAGUUCAGUGUGUAAAUGAUUGAAUUUCUCCCAACUCUGUCUGUGUGUGAAGGUCUUUCACAGCAGGGGAAGCCUGUGCUGCAGGCAGAGUCGACUACACAAGUUUUUUUUUUUAGUCUAAACUCACAAUUAAGAAUGUAAUUAAGUCUUAUUAGUAGUUUACCUAACGCCAACAAGGGCUACAACAAAGUUUAUUACUAAAAGAAAAAAAACAAAACAAAAGGAAGAUUCGUGCUGUUAUUUGCAGCAGUGUUAAUGAUUUACAGCUUCCAUGUCUAAAGUCUCCGUCAUUGAUUGUAUUACUGGUUGUAUGAAGCUUUUAUCCCGUCAGUCUUUCCGUUUUGUGCGAGUGCAAUUUUUAAAUGAUUUCUUCUUGUAUGUUGCCAGAACGAGUCAAGUAUGUUAUUCAUUUUUUUCAGCAAAUGGAUUCUUCCUUUUUUUUAGGCCUUUUACGUCCUAAGAGAAGCUUGUUUAUCGGUUAAAGUUGAUGUUACUUAUGACCUUUAAACCUGUGACACAGAGCACUUAACUUACCUUAACCUCUCACAAGGAAAAUAUACAGUGAUGUAUUAUGCAAAAUAAGUACAAUACAGUACUGUAUGGCAAACGGUAUUAAAAAUGUUUGCAGAGUAAAUGGAUAUUCGGUGUGUUACAGGCGAGCAGACGAGCCGGAAACACACAUGUAACUGCUGUGUUUUAAUAAUAAAUGACCCGCCAGGUCGCCAAACCUGAAA
Mugil cephalus (flathead mullet) is the source of this 3451-nucleotide messenger RNA. Its product is annotated as WASP homolog-associated protein with actin, membranes and microtubules. Gene Ontology annotation, cellular component: cytoplasm; endoplasmic reticulum-Golgi intermediate compartment membrane. Gene Ontology annotation, molecular function: Arp2/3 complex binding; actin binding. The record is from RefSeq and is a predicted model, not a curated record. The coding region runs from base 59 to 2437 and encodes 792 amino acids. Gene Ontology annotation, biological process: Arp2/3 complex-mediated actin nucleation; endoplasmic reticulum to Golgi vesicle-mediated transport. NCBI's taxonomy places the organism in Eukaryota, Metazoa, Chordata, Actinopteri, Mugiliformes, Mugilidae. The transcript has 11 exons.